AUGCCGGGUGGUUCCAGCUCGAAGAAGAGGAGCCGGAGGAGGCGCAAGCGCAAGCGGAAGCCGAACCCCGCGACGCAGCUCACCGACGACCUCCUCGUCGACAUCCUCUCGCGCGUGCCGUACAGGUCCCUCUGCCGCUUCCGGAGGAGGCUCCCCCAGACACUUGCCGGCUUCUUCCACCCAAUCCCCAUCGCCGCCCUUGACGACGGCGGCUCCUCGGACUCGGAAUCGACGCCGGUUCGCUACUACUUCACCAACGUGUCUGGGACCGGCCGCCCGCUCGUCGACCCUUCAUUCCCGUUCCUGCCCCGCCGCGACCGGGACGUCGACCUGGUGGACAGCUGCAACGGCCUCCUCCUCUGCGUCAGCUUCACGGACACCGAGGAGGACGAGUUCGACGACCUCGACAGCUACCUCAGGUACAGGUGCAAAUACCUCGUCGUUAAUCCUGCUACCAAGGAGUGGGUCGCUGUGCCAGACUCAUCGCAGAGUAGGAUGCGGUCGGUUCGCCUGGGGUUCGACCCGACGUUCUCCUCCCACUUCUACAUCUUUGAGUUUCAGUUGUUUGUGGAUGAUGAAGAUGUGGCUUGUGCGGGUAGCCAUGCCCAAGGGGUGGAGAUAUACUCAUCUGAAACCGGAGUUUGGUGCCACAAGCAGACUGCCUGGAGCUCUAAGAUUACACCACAGCCUGGUUUUAAGAGUGUGUUUGUCAAUGGUGUGCUGUAUGUGAUAGCCACUGAGUGGGUAAUUGGGGGAAACUUGGAGGAUCAUUAA
Miscanthus lutarioriparius is the source of this 774-nucleotide messenger RNA. The record is from the annotation of a GenBank genome assembly. Lineage: Eukaryota; Viridiplantae; Streptophyta; Magnoliopsida; Poales; Poaceae.